Messenger RNA from Giardia duodenalis, 5436 nucleotides. RefSeq names its product PX domain-containing protein. Gene Ontology annotation, cellular component: early endosome. The coding region runs from base 1 to 5436 and encodes 1811 amino acids. The transcript has a single exon. Gene Ontology annotation, biological process: intracellular protein transport. Gene Ontology annotation, molecular function: phosphatidylinositol binding. Lineage: Eukaryota; Fornicata; Diplomonadida; Hexamitidae. The record is from RefSeq and is a predicted model, not a curated record.
AUGGAGGACAUUGCCUACACCGACGGAUACGCUGCGCAGUACGGAGAUAAUUAUGCAUAUGAUGGGUAUGGCUAUGGUGGUGACCUGGCUGUGGGAGAUUACAAUCCGUACGGAACGGACUAUGGUUAUGAUGCAGGAGGCUACGACUAUGGUGCCGGGUACGGUGGGUAUGGGAAUCAAGAGACUGGAUAUGGCGAUCAGACAUAUGGAUAUGGUGAGCCUGCUGAGCAACCGCAAGACAGUUUAUCGCUUAAGCUGGACGAGCCGAAGCCGUUUACUGAGCAAGACGAUGGGAGGUCCCUCGUCGUCCGUACUGAUGCGGCGUCUGUGUCCAUGGAUCCUUUUAGUGCGCCCAUAGAUACAGUGACAGAGCCCAUAGGUUCACAGACGCACACGAGCUCCGCUUUUCCACCUGUCUCUCAGGACUUGCUGAACUCUAUCAGGGUCCAGCAAGAGACUAGUGGAAACCUGAGUAAGUCUCCAAGCAAAAUCUCAAGCAGGCCUGCCUCUGCUAGACUUGACGAGCUUGAUAAGGUAAUCGAAGAAGAUGCAGAACAGCUUAAUAGGGAGGCCAAAACAGAUACUCACGUUACUGGUGCUGCCCCCGAUACUAGCGAUAUGUUUGGCUUUACUGACCAACCGGCGGCACCAACAGCUACCGAAGAGCCUGUCGCAACUGCUGGUGACGACAUGUUUGGAUUUGGGCUAGAAAGUGACGCGCACGAUGCAACGGUUCAGCCCCCAGUUGAAGAUGCAGGGCCUGCUCUACCUGAUAAAGAAGCUCCCUCCACUGAGGCCGAAGACGAUAUGUUUGGCUUCGCCACAUCUCCUCAGGAGACCAUAGCCAGCCCUCCAGCAGGCUCCACCGCCCCUGCUGCUGAGCCUGUUGACGACAUGUUUGGCUUCACCGAUCCUGCCGUCGAAUCAGCGGCUACUGCAGAGCCAGGAACAAUGGAGGGCGAUGAUAUGUUUGGAUUUGGCCCCUCAGAAAGCACACCUAAAGAUCCUGACACUGAUGCAUCUGCAGUAGCUAAGGAUGUAACGGUGGACGCUCAAGAUGCUGCCGAUGAUAUGUUCGGUUUUGAUGGAGCGGGCUCCCCUGCAGAGGCUCCUGCACAAUCAACCGAAGCAGUAGCAAGCCCAGUUGCUGACUUGGAGACGGACAGCAUGUUUGGCUUUGAUUCUCCGCCAGCCCCAGCAGAUAAUACUACUACUGUGCCUGUGGAUGAUUCGGCGGAUGACCUGUUCGGAUUUGGGCCUUCCACUUUAGAUGCACAAGGUGAGCCCGCCCAAGAUGCUCAGCCAGAUAUUCAAGAUGUGGCACAAGUCUCCGCUGACAGCAUGUUUGGCUUUGACUUGCCAGCUGAUGCCUCGGCAACUGUGGAGCCAUCAACUACCGGCCUUGCUACUGAGAAGCCAGAGGAUUCUCCUGUCGAUGACAUGUUCGGCUUUUCUCCAAACGAAGCAGCAGCUACAGCCAAGUCAGAUGAGGAUCAAGAGAUAACGCCGGUGAACACCAAGACUUUAGACGAACCAUUGUCAGUAGCAAAUGAUUACACCCAACCAACAGCUGGGCCCUCAGAUGACAUGUUCGGCUUUGGAAACAGCGCAGAUCUUCCUCAAACAGAUUCUGUACCCCACUCUGGAGCCACGGCUGAUAGCAUGUUUGGAUUUGACUCUGUACCAGCAACAGGGGCCUCGGUAGAACCACCAACAGAGACGCCAGAGCUUCACGACGCAUCUCAGACACAACCUACUUUGGACAUGCCAACAAUUCCAGAGCACAUCCCAACUAUAGAGGAUAACCAAACGGACCUGUCACAUGAGAGUCAAAAUGAGAGUCAAGUUGCAAGUGAAGAGUCUGAUCAGCUAAGAGAGACCAAUGAGACGCUGGAAGGAGAGGAAAUGAAUAAGGAACUGGCACAAGAGCCCGCUGUAGAGGAUAUGUUUGGCUUUGGGGAUGCAUCAGCGCCAGUGGAGGAUUCCUCAACAGAAAAGGCCACUGAAAGCCACCCAACUGAGCCACCUAAUUUAGCAGAUCUUCCACCUCCUGUGUCUGCAUCAUCACUGCUUCCCGUGCAGACACUUGAGUCUGCGAAGCAAUCCGCAAGAGCUGCAACUACCCCAGUGGCCGAUAUGGCCAUUGAUAUAGAUUCUAUGAUCUCGGCUGCACUAGUUCCACAGCAACCCUCCCCCGCUCCUGAACAGAAGGUCGAGGACCAAGUUCUUGACGAAUCCUCGCCUAACGUGAUAACUGCAGAGCUUCCUCCCAUUGUUGUGAAGGGAUCUUUAGAAGAGGCCAACGACAAGUCUGCCGCAGAGUCGCAACAUGAACCAGUAGAGCUCUCGGAGGACCGUGACCUCAGUAAAGAUAUCGAGCUGGUUGCUCAAGAUCCUCUACCGGCCGAGGAGGAUACGCAGGAUAUUUUUGUUGAGCCAGCUGUGCCAGUUGAAGCUCUAGAAAGGUUGGCGAUCAGCGAAACGUUCAUCAAGCUCCAGGAGGAGCUUCAAUUUACAUACCUGAUGCCAGAGCCUAACCGCGAAGAACUAGACAAGCUCCAGAUGACUGAUCAUGAGCAGCAGCUUAUUCAACUUAAGGACGAAGCGGAGCGGCUACAGAGAGAGAAUAAGGUGCUCGCAGGCAGAAGUGCGGCUCCCAGGCAUCUCCACCCUAACGAGUUUGAUAGCAAAUCUAUCUCAGUUAGCUUCUUCGAGGGUCUUCUGAAUGAGCCCACCCACAGUGAUGGCAUAUCCCUAACGACUGGGGAAGAGCUUCGGCUCUUGGCGAUUCUGGAGCAGGGAGACUACGAAGCACUUGAUGCUCUUCACGGCAUGUCUCCAGAGGAGCUUCAGUUAAUGGAGCAACGAGAACGCGAGUUCAAUUUGAAGCUCAAGGAACUCACCGACCGCCGAGACGAGCUGUUGUACAAGGAUGAUACGGAGGCUUUAAAACUCAUUGAGGAAGAGAUCUGGGCCUUUGUAGACGCUGAGGAAGAAAAGAAAAUGCGCAUCCAAGCGGCAGACGACCUUUUGAAAAAGCGUGCUCAGGAGGAAGAGGACCGACGUCGUGCUGAGAUAGAAGCAAAGAUCAAGGAGGAGCAGGAUCGUGUUGCAGAGGAGCGCCGACUCCAGGAAGAGAUGAUAGCGCUCCAAAAGAAGCAGCAGCAAGAGUAUGCAGAGCAGGAGACUAGGAAAGCAGAUCUUCUCCGUGAGGCCAUGGAAAAGGAGCAACUAGAGCGAAUUGAGGAGGAGCAGCGCAUAAAAGCAGAGGCACGACGACGCCUAAUCGACGAUCUGGAGGCCACAGCUGAACGCGCAGCCGCCGAGGACCGGAUACGGGUUAAGGCUGAGUUGGAAGAAAUGGCCAGGAUCAAAAAGGAACUGGAGGAGGCUGCCCGGACGGCCAGCGAAGAGAAGCGAAAGCUUCUUCUACAACAGAAGGAGCAAUUGGAAAGAGAAAUGGCCGAGACAGCAAGACGACACGAGGAAGACGUGGCGCGUAGGCACAAGGAGCUGCAAACUCUUCAUGAGGAGCGGCGGAAGAUGCGCGAACAACGCUUAGCCAGCUCAGAACCGAUGGAUGAGCUUCUUCGCGAAGAUGGCAACGAUGCCUCUGCCGAUCCGUUCUCAUAUGCGUCUCUGGACAUUGAGCGCAGAAUCAGGGAAAUGAAAGCCCAGUUAGAGAAGGAGAUGACCGAAAAGAUGGCCCUAGAGCACGCUGACCUCAAUGCUCUAGAGCAGGAGUUGGCUGCUAAGAAGCUGUCGACCUUACAAGCAGAACGACUCUUAAGCACGGCUGCAAGCGAUACAGUGGCACGGCUCGAUAACGAGGAUCGUCUCUUUAACGAAGCAAUGGAUGCCAAGCGCCAGGAGCUGCUUCUUUUGAAAGAACAGUAUGGACUCGUGCGUCACCAGAACGAAAGUCAGCGCGCCUUGCACCUAGAGGAGCAGAGAAAGGCUAAGAAGUUAGCGAGGUUAGUCGAACAAGUUGCCGAGCUAGCCGAGAAGAAGCACAAUUUAGAAAGAAAGAUUGCCCAUGGAAACAAAGAGUUUCACAAGAAAGAGAGCAAGCUGGUGGCUUCUAACAGCAAAGGCGCACUCAAAGCGUUGAGAAAGGAGCACGCUAAGGAGCACGAGGCGUUGGAGACGCAGCUCUCUAGCGUCUCAGAGCAGUUACGCAGAGCAAAGAAGCAGCUCAAGGUACUUAACCCCCAGGGAGAGACUUCUGAUAUGGACCGAUCUCUUAGUGUCAAAGACUAUUUGCGCUCCACAGAUCGGAGUGAGAAAGAGCAAGAAGUGUCCGCUGCAGAUAAGGACCAUUCCCAGCCGCGUCUGUCCGUCUUCGAGGGAGGCUCUCUUGGCCAACCUUCGUUGGUAAGCGGCCAUGGAAUUGGAACAGCGAUGUCAACAGGUGUGGACCACGGAGAUGGAGGGAGAAAGCAACAUGCAUCCAGUGACUUGCCUGUAGCGCUGCAGAAGCUGAGAGAGGAGCACGCUCGCAGGCUUGAGAAGAUUGAGCAGCGACGAGCAGCCUUUGCUUCGGAAAGGGAGCAGCUUCAAGCCCAGGCACACGCGCUCGAGGCUCAGCUUUCCAAGCCCGUCAACGUUCCUGAUUCUAAGCUACGCACCAGAGAGCAGCGCAAGCAGAUCAUUUUCGCAGAGAUGAAUAGAAUGGAAAAGCUGUCGAAGGCACACAUGGUUGAAGUUAAGCCUCAGAUCCCAGAGAAAACAAUCGAUGACAUUCUUAACGAACGCCGCAAACGACACGGGGAGGAGCGUGAGCAACUAAAGAACAUGGCAGUGCGCUUUACAUCUGCGUACGAUCGGCAUUCCCGGGUCUCUGUUAACAUGGACAGCAGCGACGACGAAUGGAAUGACCUAGCUGCACGGACCUCCUCACGUUAUGCAGAUAUUUCUGCUAAGCCACGCUCGAUGCAGGCGCAGGUCCGCCAAUUUGCAUCUGAUCGGAUAGAUCCUGCCUUCAAUAGCUACAUCGAGGCCCCUGUGCGACCUGGCUAUGAGUCCUCUCUCCUCUCGUAUGUGAAGGUGAGCUCUGACCCUACUACGUGCCACCCGACCAAGUUUGUGGCUCGGCUCACUGCACACACCUGGUGCAUUGAGCAGAAGAGCAAGCCGUAUGUGGUCUAUACGUUUACAAUCAGCACAGAGAAGGGUGUCUUUGAAGUAGCGAAGCGCUUCUCUGAGCUGCGUGAGCUGGACAAGGCGCUCCGUCGCGUUUUCCCAACAGUUACUUUGCCCAAGUAUCCGUCGUCUAUGGGAGGGAAGUUUACUGAUGAACAACUGGAGGAGCGGAAGCGGCUCCUUGGGCGCUAUAUGAGCCAGCUGAAUCAGAUCGCGGUCAUUAGAACAAGCCAGGUGUACAAGGAGUUUAUACAGAUGAAGGUGAGACACGAUAUCCUUGUAUAUCACCGGUGA